AUCAUCUCAUAGGAUUUUGGAUAUGGUGUAUUGUCAUGGAUCUCCAGUAGUAACCAUCAAAAUAAAGUAACGCUCUGUCCCGACAUUCCGAGAAUAAUCGAAAAUGCGUUGAAGAAUGGGGCAUCUAUCGCGCUCGUGUCGGGACAUGAUAGCAAGGGUGGACCGAGUGCUAUACUACUUCCAUGCCACCGAUCCAAGGGAUAACCAACAGAAAUCCAUCAUAAAGAUGAAUCCAAGACCAAGCACUUUAAGCGCAUCCAAGGAUGGAGCAAAUACGCAUACGAGGACAUGGUAUGAUAUUCUUUUGUCCGGUUUGCACGUAUCUAAGCUCCUGCAGGGCGUCCUUGUCCGUCACACAGAUCCAGGAGGGCUCACUUGGGAGCAAUAUGAACAAGGGAUCAAGGUCUGGUGCGCAGAGCACGAUGUUAAUCCUGUUACACCGCCUCCAGGCAACGAGAACGUACUCGAGAUUGCGCAUUUCAACGACAUAUACCAGGUUUCUAACCAGAAGCUCAAUGUCAACGGCAAGGAAGAGAACAUCGAUGUGGCGAAGUUCACCACUUUAUGGUCCAACGCAUCCAGGACGGAUUGACCAUUUUUUUCCGGCGACACCUUCUCCCCGUCUUACCAAAGUUCAACCGCCAGAGGAAAGCAUAUGGUGAUGGGACAUCCGUUCUAUGCUUCUUCAACAAUGCUCAUUGUGACGUACGUCAGACUGGUCACGAGUCUAAGGGAGGUCCCCAUCGAGAGGGUUAUGAACGCUUCCAUCGUUCGAGCUCGGCUUAAGCCAAGCCUUAUCUCCGUA
Molecule: messenger RNA, 805 nt
Organism: Suillus fuscotomentosus
Lineage: Eukaryota; Fungi; Basidiomycota; Agaricomycetes; Boletales; Suillaceae
Exons: 6
Coding region: 116-592 (158 amino acids)
Source: RefSeq, a predicted model, not a curated record